Messenger RNA from Loxodonta africana (African savanna elephant), 6592 nucleotides. It is a transcript of the gene MAN2A1, whose product is annotated as mannosidase alpha class 2A member 1. The record is from RefSeq and is a predicted model, not a curated record. Gene Ontology annotation, molecular function: carbohydrate binding; alpha-mannosidase activity. The transcript is spliced from 22 exons. Gene Ontology annotation, cellular component: Golgi membrane. Lineage: Eukaryota; Metazoa; Chordata; Mammalia; Proboscidea; Elephantidae. Gene Ontology annotation, biological process: protein deglycosylation; N-glycan processing; mannose metabolic process. The coding region runs from base 532 to 3969 and encodes 1145 amino acids.
CGUCCCAGCGCUAAGUUGUGGGGCCCAGCUUCUCGCGACCUGUUUCUUCCCCAUCCGCUCCGCGAGUCACAGCUCUGCGUCGCCGGCUGCUCGGAGUCCCCGAACCCGCGCCUCCUCUGGGCGGGGACACGCCUGCCCUUGUCGAGAAAACUUUUCCUGCCGACUCUGUCGGGGUGGCGGUGGCAGGAAGUCCGGGCGGCGCCCUCUCCUCCGCUUGCCGUGCGCGCCCUGCCGAGUACCGGAGCUGGGCUCUCGAUCAAGUUUGCGGGGCUCCUUCCUGGCUGGAGGCGGGUCCCACUUCGGGAGGGACGACCGCCUUCUGGGAGGGCAGCAGGCCGGGGCUAAGGCCGAGGGCGCCUGGGGGCGCCGGAGACAAGGUGCAGAGCGUGGCCCGGACCGGCACCCGAGAACGCAGAGGGCGCGCAACCGGGGAGCAGGGAGCCUCCGGCGGCCGCUUCCUGGAGUCCUCAGUCCGGCUCCUCGGCUAGCCCGCGUGAGGACAGUGUGCUGGCCCCGAGCCUAUCGAGGAAAAUGAAGUUAAGUCGUCAGUUCACAGUGUUCGGCAGCGCGGUCUUCUGCGUGGUGAUCUUCUCGCUCUACCUGAUGCUGGACCGGGGUCACUUAGACUAUCCCAAGAGCCCGCGGCACGAGGGCUCCUUUCCCCAGGGCCAGCUCUCAAUGUUGCAAGAAAAAAUAGACCAUUUGGAGCGUUUGCUAGCUGAAAAUAAUGAGAUCAUCUCAAAUAUUAGAGACUCGGUCAUCAAUUUGAGUGAGUCUGUGGAGGAUGGUACGAAAAAUUCACAAGGCAACAUCAGUCAAGGUGCUGGCUCACAUCGUCUGCCAUCGCAACAAUUAUCCCUCCCAGUCGACCCCGAAGACUGUCUGUUUGCUUCACAAAGUGGAAGUCAGAAUUCAGAUGUGCAGAUGCUGGAUGUUUACAGUCUAAUUCCUUUUGACAAUCCAGAUGGUGGAGUUUGGAAGCAAGGAUUUGAUAUUACAUACGAAUCUCAUGAGUGGGACACUGAGUCCCUUCAAGUCUUCGUGGUGCCCCAUUCCCAUAACGACCCAGGUUGGUUGAAGACUUUUGAUGACUACUUUAGAGACAAGACUCAGUACAUGCUUAAUAACAUGGUCAUAAAGCUGAAAGAAGACUCAAGGAGGAAAUUUAUGUGGUCUGAGAUCUCUUACCUUUCAAAGUGGUGGGAUGUAAUAGAUACUCAGAAGAAGGAUGCUGUUAAAAGUUUACUAGAAAAUGGUCAGCUUGAAAUUGUGACAGGUGGCUGGGUUAUGCCUGAUGAAGCUGGUCCACAUUAUUUUGCCUUAAUUGACCAACUAAUUGAAGGACAUCAGUGGUUGGAAAAAAAUCUAGGAGUGAAGCCUCGGUCUGGUUGGGCUAUUGACCCUUUUGGACAUUCACCAACAAUGGCUUAUCUUCUGAAACGUGCUGGAUUUUCUCACAUGCUUAUCCAGAGAGUUCAUUAUGCAGUUAAAAAAAAUUUUGCCUUGCAUAAGACGCUGGAGUUUUUUUGGAGACAGAAUUGGGAUGUGGGAUCUGUCACAGAUAUUUUUUGCCAUAUGAUGCCCUUCUACAGCUAUGACAUCCCUCACACUUGUGGACCUGAUCCUAAAAUAUGCUGCCAGUUUGAUUUUAAACGGCUUCCUGGAGGCAGGGUUGGUUGUCCCUGGGGAAUCCCCCCAGAAACAAUAUAUCCUGGAAAUGUCCAAAACAGGGCUCAGAUGCUUCUAGAUCAGUACCGUAAGAAAUCGAAGCUUUUCCAGACAAAAGUUGUCCUGGCCCCACUAGGAGAUGAUUUCCGCUACUGUGAGCGCACAGAGUGGGAUCAGCAGUUCAAGAAUUAUCAGCUACUUUUUGACUAUAUGAAUUCUCAGCCUCAGUUUAAUGUUAAGAUACAGUUUGGAACUUUAUCAGAUUAUUUUGAUGCAGUGGAUAAAGCAGAUACAAAGAGUGGAAAGAGUAGCCAGUCAAUGUUCCCCGUUCUAAGUGGAGAUUUCUUCACUUACGCUGACCGGGAUGAUCAUUACUGGAGCGGCUACUUCACAUCCAGACCCUUUUACAAACGAAUGGAUAGAGUCAUGGAAUCCCAUUUAAGGGAUGCUGAAAUUCUUUACUAUUUGGCCCUGAGAAAAGCUCAGAAAUACAAGAUAAGUAAAUUUCUUGCAUCAUCACAUUAUAUGGCACUGACAGAAGCCAGAAGGAACCUGGGACUGUUUCAACAUCAUGACGCUAUCACAGGAACUGCAAAGGAUUGGGUGGUUGUGGAUUAUGGUACCAGACUUUUUCACUCAUUAAUGAAUUUGAAGAAGAUAAUUGGAGAUUCUGCACUUCUUCUUAUUUUGAAGGACAAGCACACAUACGACUCUUACUCUUCCGAUAACUUCUUAGAGAUGGAUUUGGAACAAAAAUCACAAGACUCUCUGCCACAAAAAAAUAUAAUAAGGCUGAGUGUGGAGCCAAGGUACCUUGUGGUCUACAAUCCUUCAGAACAAGACCAGAAUUCGGUGGUCUCAGUCUAUGUGAGUUCCCCCACUGUGCAAGUGUUCUCCGCUACCGGAAAACCUGUGGAAAUUCAAGUCAGUGCAGUUUGGGAUACACCAAAUGCUCUUUCACAAACAGCCUAUGAGAUCUCUUUUCUAGCGCAUGUACCACCAUUGGGAUUGAAAGUGUAUAAGAUUUUGGAAUCAGCAAGUUCAAAGCCAUCCUUAGCUGAUUAUGUUCUAUAUAAUGGUAAAACAGAAGUUAGAGGAAUUUUCAACAUAAAGAAUAUAAAAAGUGCUGAAGAAGAUAUAAUGCUAGAGAACUCCUUUAUUAAACUUUGGUUUGGUCAAUCUGGGCUUAUGCAGAAAAUGGUAAAUAAAGAAGACGGUAAACAUCAUGAAGUGAAACUGCAAUUCUCAUGGUAUGGAACCACAAAUAAAAAAGACAAAAGUGGUGCGUACCUCUUCUUACCUGAUGGGGAAGCCAGGCUCUAUGGGCACCCCACACUGCCCUUUGUCAGAGUGACGCGUGGAAGGAUUUACUCAGAAGUGACUUGCUUUUUUGACCACAUUACACAUAGAGUGCGGGUCUACCACGUGCAGGGAGUAGAAGGACAGUCUGUGGAAGUUUCCAAUAUUGUGGACAUUAGAAAAGAAUAUAACCGUGAGAUUGCAAUGAGAAUUUCUUCUGACAUAAACAGCCAAAAUAGAUUUUAUACUGACCUAAAUGGAUACCAGAUUCAACCUAGAGUAACAAUGAGCAAACUGCCUAUUCAAGCCAACGUUUAUCCCAUGACUACGAUGGCUUACAUCCAGGACGCUGAGCAUCGGUUGACACUCCUCUCUGCCCAGUCUUUAGGUGUUUCAAGUUUGAAAAGUGGUCAGAUUGAAGUUAUCAUGGAUAGAAGACUCAUGCAAGAUGAUAAUCGUGGCCUGGGGCAAGGUAUCCAUGAUAACAAGAUUACAGCCAAUUUAUUCCGAAUACUACUAGAAAAAAGAAGUGUCACUAAUAUGGAAGAAGAAAAGAAGUCGGUCAGUUACCCUUCUCUCCUUAGCCACAUAACUUCUUCUUUCCUGAAUCAUCCUGUCUUUCCAAUGACAGAAAAGGUCUCCUCACCCACCCCUCAGCUGCUGGGUGAAUUCUCUCCGUUACUGUCAUCUUUGCCUUGUGACAUUGAUCUAGUUAACCUGAGGACAAUACAGUCAAAGGUUGGUCAUGGGCCUUCGGAGGAGGCUGCCUUAAUCCUCCACAGGAAGGGGUUUGAUUGCCGGUUCCCUAGCAGAGACACAGGACUGCUUUGUUCCACAACUCAGGGGAAGAUGUUAGUACAGAAACUUUUUAACAAGUUUACUGUUGGAAGCCUCACACCUUCAUCAUUAUCCUUGAUGCAUUCACCUCCAGAUGCUCGGAAUAUAAGCGAGAUCAACUUGAGUCCCAUGGAGAUCAGCACAUUCCGAAUCCGUUUGAUGUGAAUCUGGAUUUCACAUUUGGAUUGGGAAGCAUUGGCUUUUGUCUCUUCUUGGUUUGACGUGCAAUAAAGAAGCACAUUAUUUGAGCUUCUGGCUACUGUGAGAACAUGAAUUCUGUGAUUUUUUUUUUUUUUCCCCAAUACACUGAGGAAAAAGAAAAAAAAAAAAGCCAUGGUAUAAACCAUUUUUUUUUUUUUAAGUUCAUUUUUUGAACUACCACCCCUGCCACAAUCGUUAUACUUUGAUGCAACAAAUGGAAGAACUAUCUAAAGACAACCUCUCAGCAGAUUGUAUCUCAGGUUAAAUGCUAACUAAUCAUGUCUGUGUUGAGGGUUGUGAAGAGAAUCUCGUAUUCGUGUUGCUGAUCCUUCGUUAAUUUUAUAAAUAUACCCAUUUGACUGAAAGGGAAUAAAAGCUGGUGGGUAAAUAGCUAAUGGCCACAAUGGUUGCAGUCAUUCAUACAGGUGAGAAAUUUUGUGUGUUGAAAUAUGUGGAAAAGUGCAAUCAUCAAUGCUUAGAGAGACAUAGUUGAUUUCCACACUUUCUCUAAUGUACCUCUUGACCCUGCCCUUCCUGCCCUUUGUAAGUAUUUCCAGGAGUAUCAGAUUUUGACUCAUUCAGCAGUAGAAAAAGAGGCAUAUUUUCAUUACUUGACAACGUGGGAUAGGUGCAAUUUAUUCCAUUGCCGCUGAAAUUGAAGAAGCAAUUCCACAGGUACCAUUAACCUAUUUUAGGUACCACAGGUGUCUUUUUACACAGCUCAUUUGAAUACAGGUGUUCUGAGAGGGGGUUUUCUAUUUUAAAAUUACCAUAUCAAAAUAAAUGUGCCUUAUUUUUUUAUAAGUCUUGUUAAAUCUUUUAGUGUCCAUAUUACUCUUUGGGAAAGGGGAGGCUGGGGGAUGGGGGGAGGAAUGGAUACUUUCUAUGAUACAUCAGUUGGACAAUUUUUGCCUGACAAUGCUGGCCACAUUCUGAUCUGUUUCAUUAAAUUUGUGCUGAUGUUACUCUAAACAUUUUGACUGUUUGAAUGUACCGAGGGGUCAGAAAACAAAACAAGGAAGGAAAUACUGUUAAUUAAAAUAUACUGCUGCCAAGGAACCUGCAACUUGAUGCAAGGGUUUUGUAACAUGCAAAAUCCAGACACUGUUCCCAUUUUACAGUGGUGAACCAUAUUGAAGUGAGAGUGCUUUAAAUAGACCCCGUGCUGAAACCCACUAAUAUGUAGCUUAUCGUGGUUUAUUAAAGGCUGUGUUUUGUUCAGCCAAUUCCAAACUGUCGUGUGUGCUGAAUGCAAAGUUCUUGUAGAAGCCCAUGUGCCAUUACAGUACUUAUAAUAAAAUUCAUUUGGGAUCAAUAUUUCCUUAACUUUAAAACAAAAGCAACGUUAGCAACAUUUAGAAUGUUCACUUUUAGCCUGGAGAGGGUUUUUUUGUGUCUGUACAGUUUUGAAAAUUCUCUGUGUUAACUAAUUAGUAUUAUCUGACUUUAAAUGGCCAUUUACCUCUUGUCAUUCCAGCAUCUUUAUCAGAGAUUAAAACCUAAUUUCUGUUUGUUUCGUCAUGUAGUCUGAUCAUCAUCUGGAUUUUCACUCAAGGUGCAGUUCCUAAGAUUAUUGUUAUGUUAAAUUCAUACGCUCCUUUCGCCUUUAAUAAUUAAGGAAACAAUGCCACUGCUGGUGAAGAUAUUAUAAGGGGGUAAUUUCAUGCAAUAAACAUGUACUGUAAGUUUCCUUCCUAGUCUUUUGUGGAUAACUAAAAAGAGAAAAAGGAAAAAUGCUUCCUUUUUGUGGCUGUCUACACAUGUAAGGAUUGCCAGAAGGAAAUCCCAAGAAGAAGAUCAGUAUUUCCAUUGCGUCUUAAAUGCAUAACUUCCUAUGGGAGGUCGCUGUGUUUUGUGGUUAAGUGGGUAUGCUUAAUUGUUUUGUAAAUUCUGAUCAGCUGAAAUAAAAAAAAUCUUGAUGCAAUAACAGUGGUUUUGCCACUUCGGCUUGUUUGAGAUGGAUCUGUGCUGUGUCAUUUGGAGUCUUAUCCCGUGUAUGUUGCCACCAGCUGUUCACAGGUAAAGCAGAAAGUCUCUUUAACCAGCAAGUGUCUGCUUUUUCAAGUUAUUUUUAGAAUAUAUCAUCAGGGAAAUGAAGAGAGGAUGCGUUUUCUUUGAGUUGUGGUCAAGAACUAAAUAAUUUGGCGUCUCUGGUGCACACUAAAACAUACAGUUACCAUAAUCUUGCUGGUGUAUUUGUUUGCUUUGGUUUUAUUACAUAAAUUAUCAUGGAUGUCAGUUGACCACGUAGCGUAUUACUUUCUCUUGUUUAUGUUUUUUGGAAAUUUUAAUUUGGGGUUACAACUGUGGUGUUUUGAGAACUCAGCAUUCCUGUUUUCUGCAAGUACUAGUUAAAAUAAAACAUUGUGAAGUGUGUUGUAAAACCUUGUAAUUACCUUUCCAUGUCUUUGUUAUAUUUAAUGCCAAAAUGUUUCCACAUUCUUUUGUCUGGAACAAAAUCUUUGCUUUCAUUUUGAUUCUGUUGCUCACCUUGGAAUCAGCAGGUUUUGAUAUUUUCUCUUGGAAGAUUUUUUAUCUUUUUGGGAAUGUGUAAUAUAAGAUCUCUAAUAAAAAUCAUCUUAUAUCA